GUAAAAGUGUUCUAUCAGGACUGUGCCUGUGGACCAGGGACAGAUCACAGUACACUAUUUAGUAUUGAUUACCUUUCUGUUAGUGUAUUAGGCCUAAAAAUUUGUUUGUUUUAUUUUUGUUAUUGUUGCCUGACUGGAAUUACAUUGUAAUCUUAUAUUAUUCACAUUCUUUUUUGUGUUUACCUAUUGGUGAAUUAUAGCUCUGGUAGAAAAUAUAUGAAACGAACAGUUACUUAAUUAAAACAGAAAAAUGCCAGGGCUUGGAAUCAUGUCAUUGGAUAAUAUGUUUUGUACCAGAUGUGGAGAUGGAUUUGAAACAAAUGAAAAAAUUGUUAAUUCAAAUGGUGAACUUUGGCAUACCAGUUGUUUUGUGUGUGCACAGUGUUUCCGUGUCUUCCCUGAUGGAGUUUAUUAUGAGUUUGAAGGGCGCAAGUAUUGUGAGCGAGAUUUCCAAGUUCUCUUUGCUCCCUGCUGUGGAAAAUGCCGGGAGUUUGUUAUUGGACGAGUAAUUAAGGCAAUGAAUUCUAACUGGCAUCCAGCAUGUUUCCGUUGUGAAGAGUGUAAUAUGGAGCUGGCAGAUGCUGGGUUUAUCAAGAAUGCUGGCCGUGCUCUGUGCCAUGGAUGCAAUGCUAGGAUUAAGGCUGAUGGUCUACAAAACUAUAUAUGCCAUAAGUGCCAUGGUGUGAUUGACGGUGAGCCAUUGCGCUAUCGUGGGGAAGUGUACCACGGAUACCACUUCAUGUGCGCCACAUGUGAGGUGGAACUGGACCACACUGCGAGGGAGGUCAAGAAUCGUCCAGGCUAUGCUGCAAAUGAUGUGAACAAUUUGUUUUGUCUCCGAUGCCAUGACAAGAUGGGAAUUCCGAUUUGCGGCGCUUGUCGCCGUCCCAUAGAGGAGAGGAUUGUGACUGCACUCGGCAAGCACUGGCAUGUUGAGCAUUUCGUGUGCGCUAAAUGCGAGAAGCCGUUCCAUGGUCAUCGCCACUAUGAGAAGAAGGGUUUGGCAUACUGUGAGCAGCAUUAUCACCAGCUGUUCGGUAACCUGUGUUACGUGUGCAACCAGGUCAUAGCCGGCGAUGUAUUCACGGCUCUGAACAAGGCGUGGUGCGUGCAUCACUUCGCUUGCGCGGUGUGCGACGCUCCUCUCAGCACUCGCUCCAAGUUCUACGAGUACGACGAGCGGCCCGCCUGCCGCCGCUGCUACGAGAGGUUCCCGCAGGAGCUGCGCCGCAGACUGCGUCGGGCUCACAACUACACGCUGCGCAGGAACUGACCGACACCCAACUGCACCACAUGCUUUACCUUUUACAACCCAAUUACUAAAACUCCACCAUCUGCCAGUCACAUUAUCAUGAUCAGCUGGAACACAUCCACUGCUAGACAAUGCCUCCCCCAAAGAUCUCCACGACGGUCAGUCCUGUGCUGCCCUCAUCCUACCUAUCCCGGUGAUCUUGACCAAUCGUCCCCACAAGGGGGCCUAACAACAUUUUGUCUUCCAGUACGUGAUCGCCUUUCGAGGACUGUCCCACCAGCCAUCUGUCCGUCGAGCUAUGUGCCCUGCCCACUGCAACUUCAGUUUCGCAAUCAUUUUUAUUAUGUCGGUGACUUCGGUUCUCCUGCGGAUCUCGAUUGCCCUCUGAGCGACCAUGAGCUUUCUCAUUAGGCCGCUAGCUAGCGACCACGUCUGCAUACUGUAUCACAUAAACCGAGAUAAUUAUACGGCUAGAAACUUUAACAGAGUGUAUUACUUUCUUCUUUCUAGCCUUUUUCUACCAAAUAUUAUUGGCUUCUUUAAGCUGGUGCCAUACAAUCUUAUUUUUAGGUUCAUGCCCCCUGGAACUGCUAUAACAACAGAACUAAUGAAAACCAAGAUGGCGUAUUUCAAAAUGGCCGCCAUAGAAAUUUGAACAUGUUUGUUAACAACAAAGUACUUAUCGUUCUAUCGUGUACGCCUUCAUAUACGAAUCCGACUCGCGUUUGAUUUUUUUUUAGAAUAUUUAUUUAAAAUACAAUAUAGUUAUAGCUUACAAUAUAAUAACACACACUUAAACUUUAGGAAGCUUAUCUGUAUGUGAAGCCGCUUAGAAUUAAAUUACAUAAUAUUUAAAAAGAAAACAACAACGAUCAGGCCGGCAACACGUGCCUUUUGUUGCAGGUCGGCUGAUGUGCAACAGUGAGGUUCUGUCUGAUAAAAUAUGCUGUCUCAUUAUAGAAUACAGAAUGGAAACGCCGUAUGAUGUGUUUUGUUAGUCGCCAGACUUUCUCUCUUUCUAGAUUAGCACAUUCUGUUCCGCUAUUGCCUAUAGUAUAGUCUAUAGAGGAAUUGCAAGAAGAAGCAGUAAUAUUACGACAAUAACUGAGAAGUUGUUCCUCUGUGACAAGGGAAUACUUACAGCCACUACCCCUAUUUUAUAGCCUUAGUGCCUGAACUGUAAUGUUUUAAUGAUAAUAACUGAUUUAUUUUUAAUUUUGACCUUUACAUUUUUAACAAUAAGGAGACAGACACCCGAAAUGCGGUACAAACACUAAUUAGAUUUAACUGUGAAUGCAAUGAAAUCUAAAUAUGAAUCACGAAAACGUUUUAAUGGGUUUACAUUAAAAUUAUAAUAUGAAUAAAAUACAAUAUAAGUUUACAAUAAUAGUAUAUUAUGAUGGUGUUUUCCUAUACUAAUCUCGCACUAUAUAUCUACUGAUUAAUAAUACUUAUUUUUUUAUUUGUUUGAUGCGCCGUAAAAAUAUACUCAGUAUUUGGCUUGAAAUAUUCAAAGUGGAAUAUUUUUAAUUUUAUAUGUAUGUACAAUAUAUUUCAUUUUAUAUGUAGGUAUGUAAUAAUCGGAUCACACUAUCUGUUACAAAAUAUGAAAAUGCAUUUGCAAAAGAUACAAUUAAUAUAAGAUUUUCAAUGAUUAUAUUAUAUUUAUUUCGGAAAUGACUACACUUGGUUUGAAAUUUUCUUGUUUAAGGGAAUAUGUGUGUUCCAAAUUUCUACAUGUAUAAAACGAAUGUAAAAAUGGCGUAUAUAUAAUAUUUUUCAAAUAUUUUGAUACUUAAUUAUUAAAUUUAGGAAAAAUGAUUAAACCUUCUUUUUUAUGGCCAAUUUAUUGCCAGAUAAGUAUAAUAAUAUAAAUUUAAUAUUCUAAUAAAUAUAUUAUUAAUCGCGUGACGAUGAUUUAAAUGUGUAUUUUCUAUACUUUUAGAAUUAAGAUAAUAAAAUAUAUUAUAUGUGUUAAGUAUGCUAAUUUGUAAUCGGAAUAACGAAUAUUGAUCGUAGCUGUGCUAGUAACUGUUUAUUGGAAAUAUUAACGUUUUUAUUGUUCGUAUUGUUAAUUUAUUAAAAUUAUUUAUAAUACUAAAA
Leptidea sinapis is the source of this 3355-nucleotide messenger RNA. It is a transcript of the gene stck, whose product is annotated as LIM and senescent cell antigen-like-containing domain protein 1. Gene Ontology annotation, biological process: cell-cell adhesion; cell-cell junction organization; positive regulation of integrin-mediated signaling pathway. The record is from RefSeq and is a predicted model, not a curated record. The coding region runs from base 251 to 1273 and encodes 340 amino acids. Gene Ontology annotation, cellular component: cytoplasm; cell-cell junction; focal adhesion. NCBI's taxonomy places the organism in Eukaryota, Metazoa, Arthropoda, Insecta, Lepidoptera, Pieridae. The transcript is spliced from 9 exons.